AUUUUUUGCCGAGCUGGCCAGUCAAUUUGAGGAACGCUAUUGUGUAUUCUACGUAAUGACGCAGUUUUACGUUAUCACGCAAUGACAUCACAACGUUAUUUAGCAACAAAUCAACCUGCCUCUAGCAACUUACCCUGAAAAUUAGUUGGCAAAACUGCGCUGGCAUGCCAAGGGUUAAUCCAAGAUGGCCGGGUUUACGGGCUCAUGCUUUUUAUGUUUUAAAAUUAAGGUGUCACGUAUCGCAUCGUUAUUAAGUAAAAGAACCGAGGUGAGGAGGCAUACAGUAUGUAGAACAUUCACCACUGGAUCCACCACCCGACAACAAAAGCUAUCAAGCCCGAGGGGUAGUAUUUGUAGGUAUUCAACUGAAUCUUCAAUCAAUGGUUGUACGGCCCUGUUGUACAGAAACCACGGCGACCCGUCUCAAGUUGUUCAGUUGGAGAGCAUGGAGCUUCCCUCUGUUGGUGCUAAGAGUGUCCUUGUAAAAUUGUUGGCAGCCCCCAUCAACCCUUCUGACAUAAACAUGAUCCAAGGUACCUAUGCCAUCCUACCUGACCUUCCAGCAGUAGGAGGAAACGAGGGGGUGGCCCAGAUCCUGGAAGUGGGCAGCCAGGUGAAAGCACUUAGACCAGGGGACUGGGUGAUCCCAAGAGAUGCUGGAUUAGGGACGUGGAGGACAGCAGCGGUUUUAGCUGAAGACGAUGUGAUCUCUCUGCCCAAUGACAUCCCCCUGUUCUCUGCAGCCACGCUGGGGGUUAACCCCUGCACUGCUUUUAGGAUGCUCUCUGACUUUGAGGAGCUGAAACCAGGUGACACAGUGAUCCAGAAUGCAGCCAACAGUGGUGUGGGCCAGGCUGUCAUACAGAUCGCUGCUGCAAGGGGGAUCCAAACCAUCAACGUGGUCAGAGACAGGCCAGACCUCACACAGCUUAUUGACAGGCUGAAGGCUAUGGGCGCCAGUCAUGUGAUCAAAGAGGAGACCCUGAGGCGGCAUGAAAUGAAGGAACUUUUCAAGACCUGUCCAAGGCCAAAGCUGGCACUGAACGGAGUUGGGGGAAAGAGUGCAACAGAACUCCUCCGUCACUUACAGUACGUAUUCAGAGUUGGAGGGUCGAUGGUGACUUAUGGAGGGAUGGCCAAGCAGCCAGUCACUGUUCCUGUGAGUGCCCUGAUCUUCAAAAAUGUGAAAGUCAAAGGGUUCUGGGUCACCCAGUGGAAGAGAACCCACUCUCAGGAUGAGGGGGCCUUACGGGGAAUGCUGGAUGAGCUCUGCUCCCUGAUCCGCCAGGGAAAGCUGACCGCACCUGCCUGUUCCGAGGUAGGCCUCCAAGACUUCCGGAAAGCACUGGACACUGCCAUGCAGCCGUUCACCUCAGCCAAACAGGUCCUGGUCGUGUGACCCCUCUUUUGACCAGCCCCAGCCAUUAGGUACCAUAUGGAAGAAAACGGACAAACUUAAGGGACUACCUGGACUUGUCCAAUAAAGUGUUUGCACUGGGUGUCCAAUUGAAUACGACUCUACAUACGAAACGAAGUCCCGGCACAUUCAACGGGUGCAGUACCAAGGCUGCUGCUUCAUCGUUGUCGGGAAAUGCGUUGCUCAAGCACACGUUCAAUAAAUGUGUGUUUUACGUAGCGGCUCAAAGUCCACUACAUAUGUUAUCGGCACCACUUUAAGUCAUCUUUCCUGACAACAGUUAAUGGAAAUUAUUUCAGAAUGGUCAUUGAUUCCUUGACAACUUAUGUAUUGUCUACAGGUUUGUUUCUCCUGAAUGGUAACAUUGUUAUAUCCUGGUCCUAGAUUGGUUUGUUCUUUUUGUGCUUAUGGAACAUUUCUGCUCAAUUGAACAUGGGACUAACACUUCGCAUGUUGCGUUUUUAUAUUUUUUUGUUCAGUGUAAAUCAAAACUAGUUUAACACAUUAGCUUAUCAAUUGAGAAUGUGAAGUAAAGAAACAGCACAUGC
Molecule: messenger RNA, 1965 nt
Organism: Salmo salar (Atlantic salmon)
Lineage: Eukaryota; Metazoa; Chordata; Actinopteri; Salmoniformes; Salmonidae
Product: enoyl-[acyl-carrier-protein] reductase, mitochondrial
Biological process (GO): fatty acid metabolic process
Cellular component (GO): mitochondrion
Molecular function (GO): oxidoreductase activity
Source: RefSeq, a predicted model, not a curated record